Vombatus ursinus (common wombat) is the source of this 3116-nucleotide messenger RNA. It is a transcript of the gene CUNH1orf159, whose product is annotated as chromosome unknown C1orf159 homolog. NCBI's taxonomy places the organism in Eukaryota, Metazoa, Chordata, Mammalia, Diprotodontia, Vombatidae. The transcript has 12 exons. Bases 1 to 1080 code for a protein of 359 amino acids. The record is from RefSeq and is a predicted model, not a curated record.
AUGAUUCUUUGUGGCUUGGAGGGGACCCUGGCUUCUCGAAGGCUGGGGGAGGCCCUUCCAGCCAGGACAGCAGCCGUGCAAACCUCGUGGACACUCCUCAUCCUCUACACCUCUCCCCCACACCAUGUCCAAGCUGACUUCAGUCCCGUCCUGGUCUGUCUCCUUCCCCCGCCCGUAAAGGUUUUGCUCUUUUGCAACCACAGGCCUGCCAUUGCCGGGAAGCCACCCUCCACAAGCAGCUGGUCCAGGCUUCUGAAUGUCUUCUGUUUCUGCCCUAGAUCAGGCUUUGGGCUGAAGAAGGUGCAGUCGGUGUCUCCUAGCCACACAUCCCCAGGUGGCCUCAGUGGAGACCAAGCCUUCACCUCCCAUCACCUUCGGGCUGGUCUCCCUGUGGCCCCCCCAGCGAGGCCUUGCUUCAGAGAAUUGCCGGCUAGGGCGCUCACUGAAAAAGCUUCCUGGCAGGCAGGCGGCUUCCUCUCGCUUCUGGGAGCGCUGCCCCCUUCCUUCACCCCCCAAUCUGAAGUCACUCUUCCAAAUCUGCCUUUGGUCCCACAGCCACAGUGUUGCAUGGAUUUGAUGGAUGUCAAUGUUAGCUGCCCGGGCACAGACCAGUGUGCUUCAGGCUGCUACCGGCGCUGGAACGAGGAUGGGACCAGUAGCUGUGUUCGGUGCAGAAAUGAAAGCCUUCCGGUUACCGGGCCUUACGUGGUGGAGUGUAGAAACCUUGGCAACAAAGAAAUUAAUUUCACAUCCUACAGAACUACAGUGACACCCCUUCUCCAGAACCUGGGGGGCCCCCAGGUGGCCAUCUCCCUCUUCUUGGGCACCUUCUUCAUUAGCUCCUGCCUCAUCCUCUCCGUCGCUUUGUUUUUCUACUUCAAACGUUCCAGUAAGCUCCCCCAUUUCUUCUACAGAAGGAACAAAGCAUCUGUCCUGCAGCCUGGAGAAACUGCUGCCAUGAUACCGCCUCCAAAUUCUUCUGUCCGGAAGCCACGCUACGUCCGACGGGAUCGGUCGCUGCCGAGACCCACCACACCCACCAUGAUCUCCUCCGUCGAGACUCGGGUCAGCAACGUUUAACCAUCGAGGGAUUUGCCCCAGAACUUUGUCCAUGAACAAUUUCAGAGACGUCUCUGUGGCCACUGAAGGGCCAGGAAAAACCAUCCGCGGCAGCUGAGGCUCCUGUGGAGCCCAACUCCUGUGUCCAAUGGGUCUGAGCCAAAUCGAGCACAAAAGAGACAGCAGGAGACAGAAGUGGCGACGCGGCGAGAAGGAGCCUUGUGACCUCGUUGGUGCGCCUUUUAGAUCUUCCUCUCAUCUGGGUUUUUGAUCUGUCUCUUAGCAACAGAUAAUCCUGUUAAAAAGCUACAGACAGCUUAGCUUGCCUUGACAGAAAAGUCAUUUUCUCCCAUCUUCAGGAUGGAGCAGGUGCCGUGAGGGUCCCUCACCUAUUCUGGGGAGUGGUCAGUCUGGCUGCAAGAAAAGGGGUUGAAUCUUACACCACACCAGUUCCUCAUUCCCUCCCUGUCCCUCCUCCGAGUAGACCAUGUGUGAAGACCCUCUCCCACCCAAGUCCAGAGUUUACCCAUGCGUAAAACCUUUCACUUUUUGGGGGUCUUUGGCAUCUUCUCUGUGUAGAUGCCCCAACCAACCCAUCAUUGUUACGUAGGGUAACUGUGCAUUUCCUGCUCCCCUCAGCCAGAUAAAGUGGGACCCACUGGCCCUUCAGGGAAGGUUUUUCUUUUGGGCCCCCCCAAUCCUGCUCUAGGCAGGCUGCUGUCUGGCUUGCUCUUGAGGUGGGCCUUCUAUUGUCUGAAGCAAAGCGCAGGCUCACAGAGCACUGACGUGGCUGCCUGGUCCACAGAUGGCGUCCUGUUUGCAAUGCAGACCUGAAAUAACUGCGUUCCGUUUUGCUCCCAGAUGAGGCCGCCUAGGUACCACCUCAUCUCCAUCAGCUGCCAGCCAGGGCCCAGGCUUAUUGGUUCUUCAGGAGAGUGAAGAAGCCAGACUCAGUGCCCCUUUUGAUUUAAUUUUGGCUUAGAAUGUGCAUUUGACCAGGCAGAAUGACCGUUAGCCCAGCCCUCCCCAGUCCAAGAUGGGCCUGGCCAGGUAACAGCAUCUGGGCCACAGAGAAAGGUCAAGGGAAGAGGGAAAAAGAGGCGAUAUCCACUAACAGCCUCCUAUCAAGCAGUGGCACGUACCUAGACAUGAUUUAAAUCAGCAGCUGUGCCAAGGAGCCCCCUAGGAAAGAACCAACACCCAGGCCUCCCCCUGCCGGGUGGGAUGAAGGCUAAGAGGGAGCGGAUGGCCAGCCAGAGCUCCUAAGAGUCCUCAGAGGGAAAGGCAGCUUCCUGCUCCAAUCUGGAGGAGGGGGGCAGCCAGCUGUUUAGGGACCCCCCGUAGUUCAAAGAAUAGACGUGUUGUAGCAACAUGGCUCACAGGAUGGUUUUUGUAAAAACAGAUCUGAGUUUUCAUCUUGAGUUCCUUUUGUAAAUGGGAUCUGUGUUCCCCGUGAGGACAGGGCACACGAUCAGUGCUAUCAGAAUCUUUUGAGCAUCUUUGUCCAAGCAGAGGGCAAGGAAUAGCUGGGGUUCCCCCGUCCCCACGCUCUUCCCUUGCUCCCAUGUUCCCAGCUCAGUCGGGGCCCCAGUUCUCCCUGAUGACUCCAUGAGCACUUUGUUCCUCUCCCAUUUAUAAUGACUGAUAGAGCUGACCACUGAGCUGGGAACCCCUUCCUUUUACAGAGAAGGAAUCUGAGGCGCAGGCUAAUCAGCAGCCAGGUCAGGCCUUGAACCAUGAUGUGCGCCCCAACCAAAUGCUCUAGCUCUUCCAACAAGGACCAGGCAGAGGUUGCUUCCAGCCCGAAGGAGAUUCACAGACCCUUGCAUAGGGAGUGAGAGCAGGCCACAAGUGACUUUGAGCCAAUGAGCAGAGGAGAAUCUCUUCACAGAGCUACGGUUUUGUCCUUUUUGGUCCCAUGUUUGUGCAGUGGGGGCCGAUGGCUAGAUGGAGGGUCCCCACCAUCACCAGAAAGCAUGAGGACAGGGGCAGCUAGGUGGCACAGUGGAUAGAGCACCGGCCCUGGAGUUGGGAGGACCUGAGUUCAAAUCCAGCUU